UAAAAAGCUGCCAUCUCCAGACUUGCCUAUAUUAGAGAAGGUAAAUCUUUCCUCUUUUUAAAACUUCUAUUCUUGAUGUGCAAUGCUGUUGCCUCGCAUAAAUACUUUUCGGCAUAUCAAAGAACCAUCAUUUUGUACUAAUAGAGGCCCCAUGUCGUCGUUUUCAGGAUCUUCUAGUUCGCUAGACACCAUGUUUAAUCGCAGUAAUUUCUCGAUGUUAACCACUGCCGCCCCCAGUAUGACUAUGACUCCGAUUAGUCCGGUGAUGUCUGGCAAACAGACACUUAGUGAACAGGCCUUUUCUAAGGCAUUAGCCAUCUCACUUCAACCGAAAAUCAUCGUUAUACUAGUUGGCCUCCCAGCUCUGGGUAAGAGUACAGUUUGUAAGCAAAUACUGCAAUAUCUCAACCAAGGAGGUUGUCAUUCACAAAUCUAUAAUACUGGAGAUGUUCGUCGAAUAGAACAUAAAAAGACCAAUUCCUUUGAUAGUAGUGAUUACUUUGAUCCUACCAAUGCACAAGCUGCAGCUCAACGUGAUCAUUUUGCCCUUAUGGCCUUGGAUAAUCUUUUACUUGACUUGAGACUUAAUAGAAUCUCUUGUGGAUUUUUGGAUGCCACAAAUACAACCAGAGGAAGAAGAGAACUUUUAUUUAACAUUAUUGAAUCAUCUUUAACUAAAGUAGAUAAGGUGAUUUUAUUUGAUGUACAAAUAGAUUCUCAAAGACUUGUAAAUUAUAAUAUCAAUGGGAAGGCUUUUAACUCAGACUAUAAAGAUAAAGAAUAUAGUUAUUCCAUCAGUGACUUUAAGAAGAGAACUGAGCACUACCACCGGGCUUACCAACCCAUCACAGCAGAGGAACUCGCUGGAUAUGGUGGGUUACUCUCGGAGUACUUUCUCUUAAAAAACGCAGGUGAUGAAUACAAGAUGGUUGAUAUGAACACCGUCGCCGGUCAAGAGGAGAAAUCUGAAGACCCAGCAACAAGACUUAUGAAAGACUUUGUAUGCAACUACAAACAGGAACACGGGAAAGAAUAUCUUGAUGCAGUGGACUCCUUCUAUGGACAAAUAGAGGAGGAAGGAAAUUAAUAGGGGACUAUGGAUAUAGUCGGAAAUAAAAUAGAAAUUUAAGUUAGCACUAAGGGUUUUAUGAACCUAUCGUAGAAGGUAUUAUAAGAGAAGUAGACGUUGAAAAUACCUGUAGGUAAUGUAAAUGUUUCUAGUAAGGAUCCACAUAUAGUAUAAGCUUCUAUGCCAUUCAAUUGAAAUAUAUAAUAUGUAUUAGAUGUAUAUUUA
This is a messenger RNA of [Candida] anglica, 1294 nucleotides long. The record is from the annotation of a GenBank genome assembly. Lineage: Eukaryota; Fungi; Ascomycota; Pichiomycetes; Serinales; Debaryomycetaceae.